AUGCCGCUGACGCAGCCCCUGUGGUGCAGGCUUCGUCCCUCCCUCCACUCCUACUCCAGGGUCUCCAGUCUCCGUGGAUCUGCGCAGCGGCGUGUCUUGACCUCCUUGCCUAUAUUAACUGCCUGUCCGUCCUCUCUCGCGCAUGUCCGCCCUUCCUUAGGCGCUUCCCCUACUCCACUCACCAUGGCCCAAACCAGAGACCAUUCCGGUCACAGCCACGGCCACGGUCACCACCACCACCACCACCAUCACGACAAUGUUUACCUGACCUCGACCAACAAGAACGAUGCUGGCGUGCGCAUUACCCGUAUCGGCCUCGUCGCCAACCUGGCCAUGGCCAUCGGCAAAUUCAUCGGCGGCUAUGUUUUCCAUUCCCAGGCCCUCAUCGCCGACGCCUACCACGCGCUGACCGACCUCGUCUCCGAUUUCCUGACACUGGGCACCGUUGCAUGGUCCUUGAAGCCUCCAAGCGAGCGAUUCCCGAAUGGGUACGGAAAGGUCGAGAGCAUCGGCGCGCUCGGGGUUAGCGGGCUGUUGCUCUGUGGCGGCGUGUUCAUGGGUCUAAAUGCGGGACAGGUCCUGAUGGCUCAAUUCUACCCCGACGUGGCUGAAACACUAGCACACUCCGGGGUGCUGGGGCAUGGGCAUGGUCACUCGCAUAGCCAUGGUAUUGAUGUGAUGGGCCCCAGCAUCCACGCGGCCUGGCUGGCCGCAGGCUCAAUUGUCAUCAAGGAAUGGCUCUACCAUGCAACUAUGAAAGUGGCUGAGGAGCGAAAGUCCUCUGUCCUUGCUUCCAACGCCAUUCACCACCGCAUUGAUUCAUUGACAAGCAUCGUGGCUUUGUUUACGAUUGGUGGAAGCUAUGUCUUUCAAGACGCCACCUGGCUGGAUCCGGUUGGUGGACUCCUGAUCUCCCUGAUGGUCAUCAAGGCAGGAUGGGGCAAUACCAUCACCUCCCUCCUGGAACUGGCGGAUACCACCGUCGACGACGAGAUCAAGACCUCGGUCCAGAACGCUGCCACAAAGGCCUUGAAGGCCCUGGAAGAUGGCGAGCAAGUUGUCAUCCGCGAUGUCCAGGGUAUGAAGUCGGGACAGAACUAUUUGAUGGACAUUGAACUGGCUGUGCCUGGCGCAUGGGCCAUCAACCGGUCCCGGGUUGUAGAGGAGGCAGUUCGCAAAACAGUCGGCGCCAAGGUCCGGGGCGUGAAGCGGAUCAAAGUCCGCUUUAUUCCUAUCGAGCAGCAGGAGCUCACUUUCUCUGAGGAGUUCGUGGCACAAGACACUGGCGCAAGCCCCGAGCCCAAUGAGCAGGAAAUCAAUGGAACCGCAACAGGGUCUCACGACCACGUUGAUGACGCUACCCGAAAGAGGAGAUAG
Molecule: messenger RNA, 1377 nt
Organism: Penicillium macrosclerotiorum
Lineage: Eukaryota; Fungi; Ascomycota; Eurotiomycetes; Eurotiales; Aspergillaceae
Product: cation diffusion facilitator family transporter
Exons: 2
Coding region: 1-1377 (458 amino acids)
Biological process (GO): monoatomic cation transport; transmembrane transport
Cellular component (GO): membrane
Molecular function (GO): monoatomic cation transmembrane transporter activity
Source: RefSeq, a predicted model, not a curated record